This is a messenger RNA of Dictyostelium discoideum AX4, 426 nucleotides long. RefSeq lists its product as hypothetical. The transcript is spliced from 3 exons. The record is from RefSeq and is a predicted model, not a curated record. Bases 1 to 426 code for a protein of 141 amino acids. Lineage: Eukaryota; Evosea; Eumycetozoa; Dictyosteliales; Dictyosteliaceae.
AUGAGUAAUUGGAGUUUCCCUAUAUUUGAUUGUUGUUCUACACCAUUUAUAUCUUUAGUUACAUGUUGUUGCUGUCCUUGUCAAGUAGCAAGACAAAGGGCAACUUUAAAAAGAGAUGCAUUUGGUUGUGGGCAAUGUUUAUUUUCAUUUUUUUGUUUACCAUUUGCUGCUUGUUUAAAUAGGUAUGAAAUAAGGGCGAAACAUAAUAUCAGAGGUACAAGUAUUGGUGAUUGUGUUUGUUGUUGUUGGUGUGGUUGUUGUGCAACCGUUCAACAAGCUAGGGAACUGGAUUACAAAGGUGAUAAACCAGGUGGUUUAUUCAUGUCAACUGGUGACACUUCAAAAGAUUAUCAACAUCCAAAUUCACCAAAUUAUGACACUCAAAAUGAUAAUUUAAAUAAAAAUAAUGAUUAUGAUAUCGUUUAA